CCGCUACCUUAGCUUAGCUUAGCUGUUCCAGGCGGGGCAGUGGGUCAGGCCGGAGUUGUGUCGCCUUUUCUUUCUUCAAUAUUCGGCUGACCCAUGUUCAAUCUAUCAAAUAUGGAUUUCGACGCUCUAUUCAACGAGAAGACAUUCGAGUUUUCGGACUUCCAGGAGUUUACGUUGCUUCCUGGACACCAGAAGUUAACUGAAAGAGUGAGAAAGCGACUUUAUUACGGCCUGGACAAAGACGUCUCCUUAGAUGCCCUCUCUUGCCCUGUUACAGAUAUUGCCGUCGAAAUCCUCCAGAAAUCUGCCCCAAGCCCGAUCAGAAAGCUCCACAAGAAAUACGCUUCACACGUUGUCAGGGAGGCCUGCAUCUCUCCAUGUGCCAUGAUGUUGGCUCUCGUUUACAUAGAAAGGCUCCGACACAGAAACCCAGAAUACCUUCAAAAGAUCUCCUCCUCUGACCUUUUCCUCAUCUCCAUGAUGGUUGCCAGCAAGUACUUGUAUGAUGAAGGCGAGGAGGAGGAAGUUUUCAACGAUGAGUGGGGAACAGCGGGGAAGAUGGACGUCCAAACUGUCAACAACCUGGAGAUGAACUUCUUAAAUGCCAUUGAGUGGAGACUUUUCACAGAGCCACGUGACUUCUUUGACACACUGAGUCAUCUAGAAACCAGCAUCGCGGAGCGUCAGGGGAUGAAGCGUGGCUGGUUCACGUACACUGACCUGUGUGUUCUGCUGGAACAGUCGGCGUGGAGUCAAGCUCUCACCAGCAUCUACCUGCACUUUACUAAGGUGUCCUGUAUGAUCGGCCUGGUGUAUCUGACCGGCGUGGCCGGUCUUAUUGGCAGCAGCACCGUGCUGCACCAGCUCAGUCUCUCCAGGAGCGCUCACUCCUCGCUUCAACCUCAAGCUGAGAACACGCCGGCCUACGUCCAGACCUCUAAUCUGAACCCAGACGCUCCCGCUGCAGCUCCCUGCUGUGUCCUCGCCAACAAGACUCUGGACGCGUCCCACAAACCCAGUCCUCCGUCUGCUCUGGCGCAGACGUCCGUGUUAUGUCUCUGGGGCUCCCUCCUCGCUUCGAUGGGUCACAUACAUCCUGAGUCUGACACGGAGACGUCUCACACCUGGUCUGCCGCGUCCUUCUUCUGUCCCGGCUGUCUGGCGACGCUCCCGCCUCUUCAGUGCGGGCUCAAAAACACCUCAGCACUCCCGGGUCGUUGUUCCCACGGCAGCCGGCAGCGUCCCGCUCCCUGGCUGGGAUCACCGAACCUUCUCGGAGCGGUGGAGCCGAGUGUGACCUCUGGUCUUGGUGUGUUUCCCACAGUGCGGCUGGGAUCCUGUCACCCGGCCUCUGUGCUUCCUGUGGAGAAAACCCGGGCUCUGCUCAUGCCCGGCUAGACACUGACGUCAGCCUGGAGUGACGGACUCUGGAAAUCAAACCAGCACUGUUUUCAUGACUCAGCAACAGCGUUAAAGGGACAAUUGUAUGAGGAACUAGCCUGAGGCACAUACGGGACAGGAUUUAAGUCUGCGAUAUCUUUACAAUAUCAUGCCAUUUGUUUUUCCUACUCUCCCACACCAAAUUCCAUAGAGAAAAUCAGUGAUUUUAGCUCGCAGGGACACAGGAGCUGCUGGUCUACUGCUGCCUCAUGUGGACACUUUUUAUCACUGAGCUUAAACCGCAUGAAGGUUUCCAAACAUUCAAAGUCACAAAGCAGCAGUGGAUCAACAGCUCCUGUGUGCUGUGCUGUAAAAAUCGCUGGUUUCUCUAUGGGGUUUGGUGUGAGAAUUUGCUUUUGAAUCCCAAGAUAAAGCAGUGAAACAUCUCCUGAAGAUAUAUCAGAGUCAAAUGUGUCUCAGGCUGGACUCAACUGUCCCCUUUUUUAAAGUCAUGUUAGUUUUACUUUUCCAGAUCUAGAAGACAGGUGUGAGGACACAAAGGUGAUCAGGUACAUUAUAGACACGGCGAGAGUCUGACAACACAGCACUGGAGGAGAAUUCCUCAUCAUUCGCUCAUUCACAAUGUUAUUUUUGCCAUAAUGAAACAGCCAUAUCUUUUUAGUUAAAGCGCUUAGCGUCGGCUUCAACUAUUUUACCGCCUACUGCUUGCUGUAGUUUGAAGUUUGAGGCUCGUGUGAUGGCGACGGUGGAGGCUUUGUUUUGUUUUGAAUCGAUGGCGAGACAGAAAGUGACGUCACGAGGAACAAGGGACGAAAAAAAAGUUGACUUUGCAAAAUAGAGUUUGGUUUUACCAUGACUUGCUUUUGUGUUACCAGAGUUGUUUUUUAAAGGUUUACAUCAGACAUUCGUCGCACUUAACGCUGCAAGCACUGACAUUUUAACCUACUUUUCUCAACUCCUGUCACUGUCAUCGUUCAGCUUAUUUAUUCAGGAGACAAGCGGCAAAAAAAGAGACAGUUUGCAUCAUUUUUUUUUACCUCAGUCAUAUCCUCUUUAUUUGCAGUUUUCUUUUCAUGGUCAUAUGAAGAGUUAAGACACUUGGAACAGGGUAAUGUUUAGCCAAACUUAAUGAGUUUCUGGCUUUUUUAGGGUUUGUGGUUUGAAGAGAUUAGAAUCAUUUAAAGGUAGAAAGAAAAUAACAGCAGUUUUUGUUGUUGACGUGGUCUGGAACUUGCACAUCUGUUACUUUUCACUCCAUGAUCACACACACACACACAAAGACUAGAUUUAAUGGACACAGUUGCAGAGACCUAAAAAUGAUCAGAGCGCUUGAAUUUGAUACGCGAGGAAAAAAAGGAAAAACAAACGACGCAAGUCCUUUUUAAAUUUUGUAAAUGCUGUAAAAAAACAAAAAACAAAAAUGCAAAUAUUGUACAAAAAGAAUGUAGGAAAAAAAUAAAGAAUGCAUUACUUUGUGA
Molecule: messenger RNA, 2879 nt
Organism: Solea solea (common sole)
Lineage: Eukaryota; Metazoa; Chordata; Actinopteri; Pleuronectiformes; Soleidae
Gene: cnppd1
Product: cyclin Pas1/PHO80 domain containing 1
Exons: 8
Coding region: 94-1398 (434 amino acids)
Biological process (GO): regulation of cyclin-dependent protein serine/threonine kinase activity
Cellular component (GO): cyclin-dependent protein kinase holoenzyme complex; nucleus
Molecular function (GO): protein kinase binding; cyclin-dependent protein serine/threonine kinase regulator activity
Source: RefSeq, a predicted model, not a curated record